Messenger RNA from Frieseomelitta varia, 1174 nucleotides. It is a transcript of the gene SelR, whose product is annotated as methionine-R-sulfoxide reductase B1. The record is from RefSeq and is a predicted model, not a curated record. Gene Ontology annotation, cellular component: cytoplasm. Gene Ontology annotation, molecular function: peptide-methionine (R)-S-oxide reductase activity. Bases 92 to 634 code for a protein of 180 amino acids. NCBI's taxonomy places the organism in Eukaryota, Metazoa, Arthropoda, Insecta, Hymenoptera, Apidae. The transcript has 4 exons. Gene Ontology annotation, biological process: response to oxidative stress; protein repair.
CGUUUGUGUAUGAUAUUUGGUUGAGAGGAAUUGGUCUACGAUUAAAAAUAACCUGUCAGUGGUUGCGGUAAAAACGUACAUUAUUUCAAUAAUGAAUACCAUGUACAGAAACUUAUCGAUACCUAUACGAUAUUUGGUACUUACGAGAAAUCCGCUAUUUCAAAAAGGCUCCUUGAUUCGGAGAAUGACCGUGGAGAUCGAUAAGGAGGAAUUGAAAAAGCGCUUGACACCGCUGCAGUGGCACGUCACGCAGGAAAAGGGCACGGAGAGGCCUUUCUCCGGCUGCUACAACAAAUACUAUGAGAAAGGCACAUACACUUGCAUAAUUUGUGAUCAAGAAUUGUUCUCUUCUGACACAAAGUACGACAGUGGUUGUGGCUGGCCUGCAUUCAAUGAAGUAUUAGAUCAGGGACGAGUCAAGUUGACCAAAGACACUUCACAUGUUGGUGGAAAUCUACUACUGCUGAUCGCAAACCCAGAUAUGGUGCGGACCGAGGUGACCUGUUCAAAGUGUGGUGCACAUUUGGGACAUGUAUUUAACGAUGGGCCAAAACCUACAAGGAAGCGAUUUUGCAUCAACUCUGCAUCCAUAAACUUCCAUCCAGCAGGAGAAGAGAAGAAAACGACAUCAUAAAAUUAGAACAUAAAUUUUUAAUGAAAUUUUUGAAAAUGUUUAAAAUAUCUGACUUAUCACAUUGAUGAAAAAAAAAAGUUUAUAUUUCUUAAUAGACAUGACUCUGAUAUUUUGUAAUUUGCUACUAUUUUGUUACUCUCUAGAAUUGUGAAGUUUCUUUAGCAAUGAAAACAAACAUAUUACCAAUGACAAAUAUUUUCAUCUUGACAUACAUAUUCAAUAAUUAUUAUGAAUAUGUAUCGUGCAUCAUAAACUCUAAGUUCAAUUCCAUUCGUUAAAAAACAUAAAUUAUAUUAUACAAAUGUAUAUUUAUAGCGAUAUUGAUUGCAAUAUUAUAAUUUUAGCAUAAAUUCUGUACAUACACUCUAAAUGACUGUAAAAUAAUACAUUUAGUGUGUAUAAAGUAUAAAAAUUUAAUGUAAAACACUUAAAAACUAAUUUAUAAAAACAUUCUGUUAUUUUUUCAUGUUACACAUAAUGAACAGAACGUGUAAAUAAUACGUAUUAUUUAUUUGUCUCAAUAUAUUAAUUAUAUGAAAA